CGCGCCGUGCCGCUAGCAGCCUAGCGGCCUAGCAGCCUAGCGGCCUAGCAGCCUAGCAGCCUAGCGGCCCCGCCUGGGACGGCAGCGCGGAGAUGUGCGGUUGUGCGCGGCCGUCGCUCCGCUGACCUCGCAGCCGGCUUCAGAAAGACGUCGGUAGUCCGCGGCGCGAGCCGUGUUCUCUCGGCCGAACCCUUCCGCGCGGCCGAGGGAUGCACCACCUGUACCCGACGGCCGUUAAGGGGGACCCCCUGUGCCCGCUGGGGUUCCACCCGCAGGUGCGCUGGCCCACCCGCUGCAAGAGGUGCUUCAGGGACUACAAGGAGCACGGCAGCAGGACGAAGGAUGACUUCUCGUUGGGGCGGGAUGAGACGACGCUCUCCUCGCCGACUCUGUCCAGCUGGCGCUCCGCCUCGUCACGUUCAAGUGACGACAGCAGCAGGAGCAGCAGAGGCGAUGCCGAUGACGUCAGCCGGGGCGCCAAGGCCAGCGGAGACGCCGUCGCCAGCCGGAGCAGCGCCGAGGCGCCGAGCGCCAGCAGGUCGAAUGGGCGACCGGCGCUAUCGUGGACGUCGACCCCGGACCUGGGCAACCUGCGGGAGGACGCGCGAGUGCAGGAGCUGACUGUGAGCUUGACCUUGCCUCGUCGGCGACCGCCGCCUGCUGACACCGGGCAAGAAUCUGUUAAUAGCUACACUGUUCGCCGACGGACAACAGAUUUAUCCGACGUGUCAACUCCGCCCCGGGGGAGUGGUGAUUCGGCGAAGACAAACACCACUCCCGACAAAUCACAGUCCACAAGCAAGACAAGAAAAAAAGUGAAUUCCAGUAGCAGCAACAAAGACCUUAGUGAUGUAGGUAAACAAAGACGACUUCAGAUUCAGUCCCUCAAGGAAGUUCGUUCAUACGAAGAAACAACAAAUCCGGAGGUGGAGUUCAUUAUACAGGUGAAGUCGUCGAAGCAGAAGGCAGCGCAGGCCGCCAGGACGUCGGCGAGCGGCGAUGCCGCGCGACGGGCGGCCAGGUCCCCGGCCGGUAGCAGCGGCGGCGGCAGCAGCGGCGGCAGCAGCGGCGGCAGCAGCGGCGGCAGCAGCGGCGGCAGCAGCAGCGGCACCAGCGCCGACGGCAGCGGCGGCGACGACAGCGACGAGGACGUGGCGAGCGUCGCCGGCACCGAGACCACCGAGACCACGCUCGUCGACCGCAACGACAGCGAGAUGCUGGAACAAAUAGAAAGCUUGAAGACCGAGCUGGAAAUGAUGCGAGCGCGCUGCGAAAGAGCGGAACGGGAGAAAAGUGACAUUCUGCUGAGCCGCAUCGCAUCCAUGCACACUGCAUCCGGCAAAACUGCAGCGUCGGAAGCGCUGAAGCUGCAGCAGAAAGUGAACGAGAUGCAGGCCAAGGCAGAGGACCUGGCGGACGAGAACCGCAGCCUGGCGCUGCGGGUGCGGGAACUGGAGGAGGACGUGGAGUCGCGGCCCGACCCGGCCACCACCAAGCGCAUCGUCGACGACCUGCAGUCCAAGGUGCUGGCGGCCGAGACGCUGUGCGAGGAGCUCAUGGACGAGAACGAAGAGAUGAAGAAGGAGCUGCGGGACUUGGAGGAGGAGAUCGAGGAGAUGCAGGACAACUUCCGAGAAGAGCAGGCCGACGAGUACGCCUCGCUGAAGAAGGAGCUGGAGCAGACGGCGAAGAACUGCCGGAUCCUGUCCUUCAAGCUGCGCAAGGCCGAGAGGAAGUGCGACCAGAUAGAAGCAGAGAAGCUGGAGGCCGAGAAGAAGUGUCGCGAGAUGGCCGGCGGCAUCGCGGGCGCAGAAAAAAUCAAACAGCUGGAGGAAAUGCUAGCCAAGGCAACAGAGGAAUCCAUCAGUUUGCAGAAGGAACUUGACGAGGUAAACGAAAAGCUGAAGGGAGCGCAGAAACUAUCCAACGCCACAGAAGAGGAUUCUAAGAAAACAAAGAAACGGGCACCAAUGCUUGGCCUCAUCGCAAAAAUCCCUUCUGGUGAGAAGGUGUCGCGGGACUCGUUGACGAGGGGCGGGUCCCAGGAGGACCCCGCGCAGCUGCUGAGGGACCUGCAGGACAGCAUGGAGCGAGAGGCCGACCUGAGGGAGCAACUGCGCUACGCCGAGGAGGAGGCGGAAGCGCUGCGGAAGAAGUCGUCGCGACUCGAAGACGACAACGAGUCUCUUGCGCUCCAGUUGAAGAAAAUGGCCGCCAAGUCCAGGAGCAGAAAACUGUCGCCCAGUCCCGCUCGCUCUUCCGACUUGCCCAACAAGAACGAAGUGUCUGAGGACACGGAUCCGGCUGAGCUGAAAGUGCUCUUGGAACUGAGUGAACAGGAGUCGACUGUCCUGCGGCGCAAGAUGGAGAAGUUGGAGAGCGAAAACGAGAACCUGAAACAGAAGAUAAGGGACUCCGCGGACUUGCUCAACACGUCUCCCCAGAAGAUCAACACGGACAUGGCUGGCGACAAGUUCUACGAGCAGAAGAUUAAGAUGGAGAGGGGCGACAAAGACCUCAGCAACUCGCUGAAGCGGCUGAAGGAAGACGCCCUGCGGAACAUAUUCAAGUUCUUCGAGCAGCGGCGCGCCCGCAAGCCGACGGAGCUCACCAGCAAGCUGCAGCUCAAGCGGAUGGUGGAGGAGCUCGAGACGGAGAUGAGCGAGGUGUCCGCCCUCUUCAAGAGGUAUGAGGAGGAGAAGCUGGUCUUGCUGGGGGACGCGAAGGCAGCGCGCCUGCAAGAGGACUUCAACAACGACAAGGAAGCGCAGAGGACCCUCGGCCGGGACUUGCAGGAGGCCAAGGACCGGGUCAAGACGCUGGAGAAGUCGCUCAAGGACGAGAAGGACAAGUCCUUGAAAGACAGGAAGUCGUCCACGAAGGAGAGGAAAAACUUAGAUGAAGAGAACAAGAAGCUACAAAGUGAAAUAAAAAAGUUAACGGAAUGCAACAAGAACCUCGAAAAAGAGGUUGAAAGACACAAGGACGAACUGAAUAAUCUGAGGCCUGAGGUGAAUAAACUGGAAGCUGCCAUCGCUGACCUGAGAACUGAGAAAACAAAUCUUUUAGCAAAGCAAGAUGAAACGACAGUCUUGGCAAAGAAAUACGACGUGCUCAAAAAUAAAUCGGAAGAAGAAGAGAGAACGAACAAGGCAUUGCGCAAGCAAUUGGAUGGUUUUGCGCAAGUCAAGCAAGAGAAAAACGAACUGAGUAAGCAGGUGUUAGAGAAGACCAAAAAAAUCACAGAGACUGAAAAACAAGUCAAAGAAUUGGAAGAAAGGUUGAAAAAAGGCGAAAAUUCAAUGGCUGAAAUGAAAGAGAAAAUUUCAGGACUGGAAAAAGAGUUGGAGGCAGAGCGAAAAAUAGUGCGAUCUCAGCAGGACGCCGCAAAAGCUUUAAUGAAGGAGCGUUCAAAUGUGGAAGGUCAAGUAGAGACGCUGCAGUCUAUAAUUGUCAGUUUGGAGACCACUGUACAAGAGAAAGCCAGGCUCAUUGAACAAUUAGAAACCAAAUUAAAAGAAGAGCAGCAAAUUGCCAAAAACGUGGCAAGCAAGGAAGGCACAGAAGAGAAGGAAAGGUCGUCAGUGCUGAAAGAAAAGUUACAGCAAAGCGAAAAUAAGUUGAAAGAUGCUCUGCAAAAAAUGGAAAAGGCUGAGCAGCAAUGCAAGACACACGAAGAAAAACUGUCGCAAAUGGAGUCGGACUUCCAGAAAGAGAAACUGAAAAUGGAAAAGCAGAUAACUGCUUCCGAGAGCAGCUUAAAGGCGGAGCGCAGGAAGCUGGAGGCGGCCAAGGCGCGCCACCUGAAGGAGGCGAAGGCCCGCGAGCAAGAGCUGGCAACACUGCGCGCCAAGCUGAGCUCCCUGGAGGGCAGCAGCGGCGCGACCAGCCAGCGGGUGGCCGAGGUCGAGGGCGAGUACCGCACCAAGGUCAACAAGCUUUACGAAGAGUUGACAACAGAAAAAGAAGCUUAUGAGAAUCUUACUUCGAAAUACGAGAUUCUAGAAGAGGAACACGUGGUUACAAAAUCACAAUUAGUGAAGGAGAAGGAAACCAUUCAAAGAGAGCUGGCCUCUGUGAAGCGCGACCUGGUGUCUGCACGGACUGAGGUGGACACUCUCAGAGACAGUCACAAGACCAGUCAAGCUCAGUGGAUCAAGGAAAGGGCAGACCUACAGGAAAGGCUGAAACAGCAACACGAUAAGCUAUCUCGUGCCAACAACGAAAAUAUCAUCACGGAGCGCAACCGCCUGAAAGCUGCCGUCGAAGAGAAAAACUCUAACUUGGAACAAAUGAGGCGAGAGAUUGAUGUUCUCGCUGAUCAGAUGGAUCAUUUGCGGAAAGAGAAUGAAGAACUGAGAAGAAAACUGGAGGAUUUCGACAAAGUUUCGAAAGUUCAUCAAACAAUGAAAUCAGAUGUUGGCGUUCUUGAAAAGGAAUUAAAAGAAACAAAAUCAAGGCUGCUGCAGCAGCAGAAGGCGCACAAGGCCGAGGUGGCGCAGCUGAAGAUGCGCUACGACGGCCGCGUCGCGCUCAUCGGCGAGGAGACGCAGGGGCUGCACGCGCAGGUUGCGCGCUUCAAGCGCGAGCGCGACACAUUCCGCCACAUGCUGGAAGGCGCGCAGCAGCAGAUAGCCGAGCUGCGGGCCGGCGCAGGGCAGGCCGGCGCCAGCUCGCCUCGCCGCGGCGACGAGCAGGCGGAGGAGACGAGGACCAAGAUAGCGACCCUGGAGCAGCAGAUCAGCUGCAUGGAGGACGAGCUGUCUGAGGCGCGACUGGAGAGCUCCAAGCUGAAGACGGAGCUGAUCUCGGAACGGUCGGCGUGGGACGUGAAGCUGUCCGAAAUGCAGUCCCGAGUGAACGAGCUGGAAGAGGACAGGAUCCUGAGUAGCGGCCGCAGCAAGAUCCCAGGUCUGCGCACACGCAUGGAGCUGGCCUGGCACAAGGAGCGAGAGGAGCAGCACCGCCUGCUGCAGGAGACAUCCACGCUGGCUCGUGACCUUCGGCAGACGCUCUUCGAGGUGGAGAGGGAGAGGGACAAAGAGCGCCUGGAAGCGAAGAGACGCCAAGACCAGUUGAAGAAAAUCAACGAAGAAGAGCAAGAAGAAAACAGGAAGAAAUUUGCAGAGAUGCAGAGCGACCUGUUGGAGCUGCGCGACGCGCACGCCAAGCUGCGCCACACCAACGAGAAGCUGCGGCGCGACAAGGAGCGCCUGGAGAGAGAACGCGAGGAGUGGCGCCAGCAGGCCGGAGGACACCGGCGCCCCAGCCUCGCCGGCGAGACCCGCGUCAACACCUUGCUGCAGCAGGUUGACGAGCUGGUGAGGAUAGCUCCAGAGCUGCUGCAGUCCAAGGAACACUCGUCAAGCAUUCCACCUCCAACCCCACCUUUGCGGUUGAAGGGUCCAAAAUCAAAAGAAUCAUCUCCAAGCAUGGAAAGGAAGGAAUUUAAAAAAGAGCCGUCGGCGAGCCGGCAGACGCAGUUCCAGUCGACGGUGCAGCGCCUGGCGGAGGUGGCGGGCGAGCUGCGCAAGUACCAGCGUCUGUCCGAGGAGGGGCGGGAGCGCGAGCGCGCCAGCAAGGCAGCCGGCUUCCGCAGGGCUGCGUCGACGGAGUCGCAGGCGGCGGAGACGCGCGCCAAGAGAACCGGCGAGCAGCGCGCGCAUGCGCAGAAGGACGGCGCGCUGCACCGCAAGAGCCUGUCCCUGGAGCACACAGCGGCGCAUCAGGAGCAGUCUAUUUGGAAGGACGGAGAUGAGAGUGAUGGGAGUUAUGCAAGUUUGCAGUCUAUCGACGAGCCAAGGUCACAAAUCAGAAAUAUAAAUAUGGACAGCCGCUUGUCCGGAGGCUCCACCCAAAGUGACAUUGGCGGCGAUGUAGUAAAGAAGCAAAAGAAGGGCAUACUCGGGAAACUGAAGAAGUUGACAAAGUCCAAAAGCGUCGAUGAAACGAACAAAAGUAACGAGUACCUAACUCAGGGCAUGAGCGGCGCUGGCUCGGGCUCCGACAUCAGCCUGGGGGCCGAGGAGAAGGGCAGCAAGAAGGACCUGGGCGAGCGGCUGUCCGGCAUCUUCAGGAAAGGAGCUCGCUCCAGGAGCGCCAGCUUGGAGCGGAGGGCGAAGCCCGUGAAGGAGAAGAGCGUGCCUCGGCAGACCGACUCCGCGGACAGCUCCAGGACCUCGUCCAGCUUGACGCUGCCUCGGACCUCCAGCUCCAGGACGGAAUCGUAUCAGACAUCUAGUGUUUCUCGACCUUUGGCGGCCAACGCAACUUCCAUGAAGAAGCCACUCCAAAAAACUACCAAAUAAUACGUUUUAUAAACCAAGUAGUUGAAAACAUUUAAAUUUAGUUUCCGCUGCCUAAGUGUAGCAAGUGUUCGAAGGAUGAGUUAGUACCAGUUUUUGUAAUGUACGUCAUUUGAAUUGUCCUGUGUUAAUAAAUGUUAUGUUACAAACGA
Bacillus rossius redtenbacheri is the source of this 6457-nucleotide messenger RNA. Its product is annotated as trichohyalin. The record is from RefSeq and is a predicted model, not a curated record. The coding region runs from base 210 to 6308 and encodes 2032 amino acids. NCBI's taxonomy places the organism in Eukaryota, Metazoa, Arthropoda, Insecta, Phasmatodea, Bacillidae. The transcript is spliced from 42 exons.